Messenger RNA from Gordionus sp. m RMFG-2023, 1811 nucleotides. RefSeq names its product alanine aminotransferase 2-like. Lineage: Eukaryota; Metazoa; Nematomorpha; Gordioida; Chordodea; Parachordodidae. Bases 107 to 1726 code for a protein of 539 amino acids. The record is from RefSeq and is a predicted model, not a curated record. Gene Ontology annotation, molecular function: pyridoxal phosphate binding; L-alanine:2-oxoglutarate transaminase activity. Gene Ontology annotation, biological process: biosynthetic process. The transcript has 13 exons.
UAGCAAUUAUAAAAAUUUAUUUAGUCUAAACAAAAACUAUUAUUCCUUAUAUAAAACUCAUCUUUCCUUAUCCUAUUCUCAUAACCAUAAUAUAAUUCCUAUUAACAUGGAUUUACCUCAAAUCACAAAAGGGGAUUUUAAAGAAAUGUCAACUACUUCAAUUCAGCACUCACCAAGAAAAUCCAACUCCAUUAUCAAUUCUAAAAAUGGAAAUUGUUCCAAUAACCUUUCAUUAUCAACAUCUAUUGCCAGAAGUAAACACCUGUUAAAUAUAGACAAUAUAAACCCUUCAGUAAAACUGAUGGAAUAUGCAGUGAGAGGCCCCAUUGUAACACGUGCUACAGAAUUAGAAUAUCAAAUUAAAGAGCGAGAAUCUGGGAAAUACCAAUUCGAAGACAUAAUUAAGACAAACAUUGGGGACGCUCAUGCCAUGGGACAAAAGCCUAUCACAUUUUUCAGACAAGUUUUAGCACUACUUUCUUAUCCGCAACUAAUCACGACCGAUCCUGAAAAAUGCGUCCUAACUUUUCCCUCCGAUGUCAUAGCCAAGGCCAAGCGAAUCCUGAACGCCUGUUCUGGUCACAGUUUAGGCUCUUACUCGGCCAGCGCUGGUUUAGAUAUCGUUCGUCGCGACGUAGCAUCAUUUAUCACUCGGCGCGAUGGCGUGGGUGACUGCCAUUUUGGAGACGUGUUUCUCUCUGCCGGAGCCAGUGAAGCUAUCAGAAACGUUUUGUUCAUGUUCAAACAAGCCAGCAAAGAUGCCAAGAAAACCGGAGUAAUGAUUCCUAUUCCGCAAUAUCCUCUCUACUCUGCCACCCUCACGGAAUACGAUAUGGAUCAAGUUGGGUACCAACUCAACGAAACCGAUAAUUGGAGCCUUCAAAUAGAAACCUUAAAACACGCCCUGGAACGGGGUAAAGCUCAAAGUGACGUCAGAGUCCUGUGCGUUAUCAACCCGGGCAAUCCUACAGGACAAGUUUUAUCCCAUCAAAAUAUGAAAGAAAUUAUACAGUUCGCUUACGACAACCAUUUGUUUUUGAUGUGCGAUGAGGUUUAUCAAGAAAACAUAUACGAGCCAGGCCUCAAGUGGAAAUCUUUCAGAAAGGUCCUAAAAGAAGAUAUGCCAGCUGAAGUAGCUAAAACCCAAGAAUUGGCAUCUUUCUAUAGCGCUUCCAAGGGAUAUAUGGGAGAAUGUGGACUUAGAGGUGGGUACGUUCAAUUCGAAAACGUGGAAAGAGCCGUAAAAGAACUCUACAUUAAAAUGAUAUCGGCUAGGCUGUGCCCUACCACUCUAGGACAAGCUUUAAUGGGAUGCAUCGUCAAUCCGCCAAGCGUGGAUGACCCUAGUGGACCAUUAUUUUAUCAGGAAAAGGACGCCAUCCUGAAAGCCCUGGCGAAACGAGCAAAGCUAACAGCUUCCGCUCUCAACCGCAUACCAGGCGUCGUGUGUAAUAACGUUUCAGGAGCUAUGUACGCUUUUCCACGAAUUUCUAUUCCCGCCAAUGCCGUCGCUUUGGCCAAAUCUAAAAACAUGGAACCGGAUUUUAUGUUCUCUAUGGAGCUGUUAGAAGCGGAAGGACUUUGCGUAGUUCCGGGGAGCGGAUUCGGCCAACAAGAAGGAACCUAUCAUUUUCGGAUGACGAUAUUGCCCCCUGAGGCCAAAAUGGAAGAAUUCUUGGAAAGAUUUACCCGAUUCUAUAAAAACUUUGUUGAAAAAUACAAAUAAACCGAUUUGGAGAUCCUAGUCAUAUUUUUUUUCCACGUUGCUUUUUAUCCUUUUUGUAUUUUAUAAGAUCAAUUAUCGUUUUCGU